This is a messenger RNA of Guyanagaster necrorhizus, 745 nucleotides long. RefSeq lists its product as uncharacterized. Bases 1 to 498 code for a protein of 165 amino acids. Lineage: Eukaryota; Fungi; Basidiomycota; Agaricomycetes; Agaricales; Physalacriaceae. The transcript is spliced from 5 exons. The record is from RefSeq and is a predicted model, not a curated record.
AUGAAUACGAAAAAAUACGCAGCUAAAAGUAUUUCGCUUUUAGAGCCCUCUCGCUGGACGAGCAGACGAAGUUUGGGGAAUCAUACCGGACAUUCGCGUUACUUCUCGCCCGUGGCUAUUAUCUCUACAAGCCCGCCUCAGGGCCGUCACGAGCUUAUGUCCGUCCAGACUCUCAAGCUUCAGUGGACCGGUCCAGCAUUCCUACGCGUUACGAUAGAUAUCGCAUCGCUCAACGAUCUCGCCAAUCGUACCGAGGCCCACCCGUCAAGAGGGAUUACUACCACUGGGGGUAGACAAUACCUUCGUGACCGUGGACUCCUCAAGUAUGUCAUGUUCGCCUUCGACCUGCCGAUAGCGUAUGCCGGAAAAUGUCCUUGGCUUCAUGACGUUGCGCACGGGGAGUGUAUGUAUGACCCUUAUGCGUACGACGUCGCAUUCUGCCACGAGUUCCAGCACCUCACUCAGUUCGUACAUCGGCGAUGCUUGCGCCGUUCUUAGACAGUAUAGUUACAGACAACCUCUCUCGCCGCUUCACCACUGCUCAAGCACCUGAGUUUUUGUGCGACAACUGGAAAGAGUUCAUAUCGAGUAGCAUAUCACUUCCAUACAGCCUGGAGGGGAGUUGCUACCGGCGGUGGGACAAUCGUUUGCCUCAUACGUUUGUCCUCCCCAGCUCCGGGAUAAAGCUAAUAACGCACCCAAUGACUAUGGCAUGUAAAGGUCUCACCUUGUUCGUCGGAUCGGU